Molecule: messenger RNA, 3154 nt
Organism: Anopheles nili
Lineage: Eukaryota; Metazoa; Arthropoda; Insecta; Diptera; Culicidae
Gene: Mtr4
Product: exosome RNA helicase MTR4
Exons: 3
Coding region: 1-3114 (1037 amino acids)
Biological process (GO): maturation of 5.8S rRNA; RNA catabolic process
Cellular component (GO): nucleus
Molecular function (GO): RNA binding; ATP binding; RNA helicase activity
Source: RefSeq, a predicted model, not a curated record
AUGGCAAACGUUGACGACCUGUUCAAUGUUUUCGACGAUAAGAACGAGGACGAUGAAGUCACGAUAGUACCAAUUGUUUUGCCCGCAUCACCAUCGGCGGCCACAGGAGGUCCAGCAAAACGCGAAAGAGCCAGCUUAAAAGAUGGUGAUGCGGAAAUGUUAGGCAAAGUCGAUCAGGAAACGGAUCUCAUGAGCGACGAUGAACAUCCAACGAAGAAGCCUAGAAUUGAAUCGAUUCUGGACGAUAUCAACUUGGACAACAUUGAAAGCCGCAUCAAGGUACACACGAUUCAAUCACCAGAAGCCUGCACGCACGAGGUCGCUGUGUAUCCGGACCAAAAAUAUACGCCGCUCGUGCCUGCAUCAGGCAAACCGGCGAAAGAGUACUCGUUUGUCCUCGAUCCUUUCCAAAAAGAGGCGAUCCUGUGCAUCGAGAAUAACCAAUCGGUGCUCGUAUCCGCUCAUACGUCUGCCGGUAAAACGGUAGUGGCCGAGUACGCGAUUGCCAAGUCGCUCGCGGAUAAGCAGCGCGUUAUUUACACAACGCCUAUAAAGGCGCUAUCGAACCAGAAGUACCGCGAGUUCCACGAGGAGUUCAAGGAUGUCGGUUUGGUGACGGGUGACGUGACGAUCAACCCGAGUGCCUCCUGUCUGAUUAUGACCACAGAGAUUCUCCGUAACAUGCUGUAUCGCGGUUCCGAGAUCAUGCGCGAGGUGGGCUGGGUGGUGUUCGAUGAGAUCCACUACAUGCGCGAUAAGGAACGCGGUGUGGUGUGGGAAGAAACGCUUAUUCUGCUGCCAGACAAUGUGCAUUACGUGUUCCUAUCGGCGACGAUUCCGAACGCACGGCAAUUUGCCGAGUGGGUGUGCCACCUACACAAGCAACCGUGCCACGUGGUGUACACGGACUAUCGACCAACGCCGCUGCAGCACUAUCUCUUCCCCGUCGGUGGUGACGGCAUCCAUCUGGUGGUUGACGAGCGUGGUCAGUUUAAGGAGGAUAACUUCAACACCGCUAUGAAUGUGUUGCAGAAUGCCGGCGACGCGGCUAAGGGCGAUCAGAAGGGUCGGAAAGGUGGCCUGAAGGCGUCCAAUGCAGGCGAAACGAACAUCUUCAAGAUCGUGAAGAUGAUCAUGGAGCGCAACUUCGCUCCCGUCAUUAUAUUCUCGUUCAGCAAGAAGGACUGCGAGGUGUACGCGAUGCAGAUGGCCAAAUUGGACUUUAACUCGACGACGGAGAAGAAGCUGGUAGACGAGGUGUUUAACAACGCGAUGGACGUACUGACGGAGGAAGAUCGGCAGCUGCCACAGGUGGAGAACGUUCUGCCAUUGUUGCGUCGUGGUAUCGGCAUUCACCACGGUGGUUUGCUGCCCAUACUGAAGGAAACGAUCGAGAUUCUGUUCGGUGAGGGCUUGAUUAAGGCGCUCUUUGCGACGGAAACGUUCGCGAUGGGGCUGAACAUGCCCGCCCGUACGGUGCUCUUUACUGGACCACGAAAGUUCGACGGCAAAAGCUUCCGGUGGGUGACUUCUGGCGAGUACAUUCAGAUGUCGGGCAGAGCCGGCCGACGUGGGCUGGACGAUAAGGGUAUCGUGAUACUGAUGAUUGACGAGGCCGUCUCACCGACGGUGGGGAAGGAGAUUGUACAGGGCAAACCGGAUCCGAUCAAUUCCGCGUUUCAUCUCACGUACAAUAUGGUGUUGAAUCUGUUGCGUGUCGAGGAAAUCAACCCCGAGUACAUGCUGGAGCGUUCGUUCUUCCAGUUCCAGAACCAGUCCUCCAUACCGGAUAUCUACAAGCGCGUGCAGCAAAAGCAGAAGCAGCUGCUGGCGAUGAAGAUCAACAACGAGGAAUCGAUCAUCUCGUACCAUCACAUUCGCGAACAACUCGACCGGCUCGGGGCGGACUUCCGAGGGUACAUCUCGCGCCCGGUGUACCUGGUACCGUUCCUGCAGCCGGGUCGUAUGAUCAAGAUCCAAUCGGAGGCGGGCGAGUUCGAGUGGGGCAUCAUCGUUAACUUUAAGAAGGAAAAUGCCGACGCAAAGCAGAACCCACUCAAGACGGAGCAGAAGGUGAUCAUCGACGUGCUGCUGCACGUGGCCGAUGGCUUUGAGAAGGAGGGAAUCCCGAAACCGUGCCCGCCCGGCAAACGCGGUUCGGUUGAGGUUGUGCCGGUGUUACACAAGCUGGUCGCACGCAUCAGCUCGCUGCGUGUGUACUAUCCGAACGAUCUACGACCUGCGGACAACCGCCGGUCGGUGCUGAAAACGAUCGAGGAGGUGAAAAAGCGAUUCCCGCAGGGUCCACCCUUGCUCAACCCGAUCACCGACAUGAACAUCAAGGAGAAGGAGUUCCAGGGUAUCGUCGACCUGAUCGAUAAGUUCGAGAAUCGCCUGUUCGCUCACCCGCUGCACGAAUCGGACGGACUCGAGGAACUGUACGCGCAGUACAUGAGCAAGCUGGAGGUGGAGAAGGAACUGCGAACGGCGAAGAAUGCGUUGCGUGAGGCACGCAGUUUGCUGCAGAUGAGCGAGCUAAAACACCGAAAGCGGGUGUUGCGCCGGCUCGGGUACUGCACAUCUUCGGAUGUGAUCGAGUUUAAGGGGCGUGUGGCGUGUGAGUUAAGCUGCGCCGACGAGUUGCUCAUCACGGAGAUGGUUUUCAACGGAACGUUCACCGAGCUAACACCGUCACAAUCGUGCGCCCUGCUGAGCUGCUUCGUGUGUGAUGAGAAGAGCAGCGAAAUGCCCACAGCCACGGAGGAGCUGUCGGGGCCACUGCGUCAAAUGCAGGACCUCGCUCGCCGGAUCGCGAAGGUGUCGAACGAGUGCAAGGUUGAAGUGGACGAGGAACGGUACGUCGAGUCGUUCAAGCCAUUCCUGAUGGAUGUCGUGUUGUGCUGGUGCAAGGGCGCCUCCUUCUCGCAGCUGUGCCGGAUGACGGACAUCUUCGAGGGUUCCAUCAUCCGGUGCAUGCGGCGGCUCGAGGAGUUGCUCCGGCAGAUGGUGCAGGCGUCGAAAACGAUUGGUAACACGGAUCUGGAGAACAAGUUCUCGGAGGCGAUUAGGUUACUGAAGCGCGACAUCGUGUUUGCGGCGUCGCUGUAUCUGUAGGAUUGUAUAUGAAUAAACUUUAGGAGAUGUUCUGCAAUAA